AUGGCGGCUUCAAAUCCGAUGACGAACAACACAGACGGACCACGUGAUUCAUCGAAGCGGAGAAAGAAGAAGAAAAUGCUAAAGCAAUUUAGCAGCAAUAGAAAUCAGGUGCCGGAAAACAUGAAUAAUAACCACGACGAGAUUACGUCAUGGAAAUCAGAAGAUCGACAGGAAGCAUAUAGUUCCAAACUCUUCGAAGCUCUCCGCCAUCUCCGGCUGAGCUCCGGUACGUCUUCACAUUCUGUUCCGCUUCGUGGACGUGCGGUUCGUGAAGCCGCUGACCGUGUCCUUGCAAUGGCGGCGAAAGGGCGGAGUCGAUGGAGUCGCGCGAUUCUCUCAAAAACUGAAGCAUAA
Lactuca saligna is the source of this 354-nucleotide messenger RNA. Lineage: Eukaryota; Viridiplantae; Streptophyta; Magnoliopsida; Asterales; Asteraceae. The record is from the annotation of a GenBank genome assembly.